Messenger RNA from Closterium sp. Naga37s-1, 154 nucleotides. NCBI's taxonomy places the organism in Eukaryota, Viridiplantae, Streptophyta, Zygnematophyceae, Desmidiales, Closteriaceae. The record is from the annotation of a GenBank genome assembly.
AAGGAGCCAGCCUCCGAGGAGGCAAUGGGAUCCGGUGGCCAGCACGCGUUGCUGUACGCGCAGAUCACCGACGUGGGGCUGUAGGGCGGCGCACAGGCCAGCUGCCCGGCCAUUGGGAUGGCGCACAAACCAGCCAGCCGCCCUGGCAUCAUGU